Messenger RNA from Choloepus didactylus (southern two-toed sloth), 9338 nucleotides. RefSeq names its product ELKS/RAB6-interacting/CAST family member 1 (gene ERC1). Lineage: Eukaryota; Metazoa; Chordata; Mammalia; Pilosa; Megalonychidae. Gene Ontology annotation, cellular component: cytoskeleton of presynaptic active zone. Bases 678 to 4055 code for a protein of 1125 amino acids. The record is from RefSeq and is a predicted model, not a curated record. Gene Ontology annotation, biological process: maintenance of presynaptic active zone structure; neuromuscular synaptic transmission; regulation of synaptic plasticity. Gene Ontology annotation, molecular function: structural constituent of presynaptic active zone. The transcript is spliced from 21 exons.
CCACGCCUUUAUCCAGCCCUGCCCUCCACCGCUUCUACGUCCGCGGUAUGGGUCUGCGGCCGCGUGGAUCCGUUAGUGGGUCCUGCGAGUUCUCACUGGGGAGGAGGCCUAAUCUAAGGCCUCUUGGGGCCUGCAAUUUCUGUGCCUUCCCACACUACCUCACGUAUCCAAUGCUCAGUUAGGACACGGGUGCGAGGCCAGGAAGGACCUCCCAGUAUCCAUCCUUGCACAUUUGGGAUAUUGCAGAAAAAGAAGGAAGCCAUGUUAUGAGCUCACUUAUGGAGAGGCCCAUGUGAGAAAGAACUGAAGGAGGACCCUGACCAACAACCAGAAGUAAGUGAAUACUGCCAAAAACCACAUGCAUUGGUUUGGAAUUGGAAAUGGAUCCUUCUUCCAUUGAGCCUUCAGAUGAGACCAUAGCCUUGGCCAAUACUUUGAUUGCCAACUUUGUGAAAGGCCUGGAGGAAGAUGCACUCAGAUAAGCUGCACCCAGAUUCCUGACCCAAAGAAACUAUACGGUGUAAGAUAUUUUUUCAAGAUUGGACAGCUGAGACCUGUUACUUCUGAUUAGCCUUAAGAAGACUUAUAGCCAUAGAGAAACGUCACAGACUUCCUUUUUUUUUUUUUUUCCCCUCCCUUCUUACACCUUUCCUGGCACCUAAGUUCACCUUGCAACCAUGUAUGGAAGUGCUCGCUCGGUUGGGAAAGUGGAACCAAGCAACCAGAGCCAAAGCCCUGGGCGUUCACCUAGGCUGCCACGUUCUCCUCGCUUGGGUCAUCGUCGAACCAAUAGUACAGGAGGGAGUUCUGGCAGCAGUGUUGGAGGUGGAAGUGGGAAAACCCUUUCAAUGGAGAAUAUCCAAUCCUUAAAUGCUGCCUAUGCCACAUCUGGCCCUAUGUAUCUCAGUGACCAUGAAAAUGUGGGUUCAGAAACACCUAAAAGCACUAUGACGCUUGGUCGUUCUGGGGGACGUCUGCCUUACGGAGUUAGAAUGACUGCUAUGGGCAGUAGCCCUAAUAUAGCCAGCAGUGGGGUUGCUAGUGACACCAUAGCAUUUGGAGAGCAUCACCUCCCUCCUGUGAGUAUGGCAUCAACUGUACCUCACUCUCUUCGUCAGGCAAGAGAUAACACAAUCAUGGAUCUUCAGACACAGCUGAAGGAAGUAUUAAGGGAAAAUGAUCUCUUGAGAAAGGAUGUGGAAGUAAAGGAGAGCAAAUUGAGCUCUUCAAUGAAUAGCAUCAAGACCUUCUGGAGUCCAGAGCUGAAGAAAGAGCGAGCUUUGAGAAAAGAUGAAGCUUCGAAAAUCACCAUUUGGAAGGAACAGUAUAGAGUUGUGCAAGAGGAAAACCAGCACAUGCAGAUGACAAUCCAGGCUCUCCAGGAUGAGUUGCGGAUCCAGAGAGACCUGAAUCAGCUAUUUCAGCAAGAUAGCAGCAGUAGGACUGGUGAACCUUGUGUGGCAGAGCUGACGGAGGAGAACUUUCAGAGGUUGCAUGCUGAGCAUGAGCGGCAGGCCAAGGAGCUGUUUCUUCUUCGAAAGACACUGGAGGAAAUGGAGCUGCGUAUUGAAACUCAGAAGCAAACCCUGAAUGCUCGGGAUGAAUCCAUUAAGAAGCUUCUGGAGAUGUUGCAGAGCAAAGGACUUUCUGCCAAGGCUACUGAGGAAGACCAUGAGAGAACAAGACGACUAGCAGAGGCAGAGAUGCAUGUACACCACCUGGAGAGCCUUUUGGAGCAGAAGGAAAAAGAGAAUAAUAUGUUGAGAGAGGAGAUGCACAGGAGAUUUGAGAAUGCUCCUGAUUCUGCCAAAACAAAAGCUCUGCAAACUGUUAUUGAAAUGAAGGAUUCAAAAAUUUCCUCUAUGGAACGUGGGCUCCGAGACUUGGAAGAGGAAAUUCAGAUGCUGAAAUCAAAUGGAGCUUUGAGUACUGAAGAACGGGAGGAGGAAAUGAAGCAAAUGGAGGUGUAUCGGAGCCAUUCUAAAUUUAUGAAAAAUAAGGUAGAGCAACUGAAGGAGGAACUAAGUUCGAAGGAGGCUCAAGGGGAGGAGCUGAAAAAGAGAGCGGCUGGUCUUCAGGCUGAGGUCUUUGCCAUUGGUCAGGUGAAGCAGGAACUGUCCAGAAAGGACACAGAACUGCUAGCCCUACAGACAAAGCUAGAAACACUCACGAACCAGUUCUCAGACAGUAAGCAACACAUUGAAGUGCUGAAGGAGUCCUUGACUGCGAAGGAACAAAGGGCUGCCAUCCUACAGACUGAGGUGGAUGCUCUCCGACUACGUUUGGAAGAGAAGGAAACCAUGCUGAAUAAAAAGACGAAACAAAUUCAGGAAAUGGCUGAGGAAAAGGGCACACAAGCAGGAGAGAUUCAUGACCUCAAGGACAUGCUGGAUGUGAAGGAGCGUAAAGUUAAUGUUCUUCAGAAGAAGAUUGAAAAUCUUCAAGAACAGCUUAGAGAUAAGGAAAAGCAGAUGAGCAGCUUGAAAGAGCGAGUCAAAUCCUUGCAGGCUGAUACUACAAACACCGACACUGCCUUGACAACUUUGGAGGAAGCCCUUGCAGAUAAAGAGCGAACAAUUGAACGCUUAAAGGAGCAGCGGGACAGAGAUGAGCGUGAGAAGCAGGAGGAAACUGAUAACUACAAAAAAGAUCUUAAAGAUUUGAAAGAAAAAGUCAGCCUAUUGCAAGGCGAUCUCUCGGAGAAAGAGGCUUCACUCUUGGAUCUAAAGGAGCAUGCUUCUUCUCUGGCUUCCUCAGGACUGAAAAAGGACUCACGCCUUAAGACCCUAGAGAUUGCUUUGGAGCAGAAGAAGGAGGAGUGUCUGAAAAUGGAAUCACAGCUGAAAAAGGCACAUGAGGCAACAUUGGAAGCCAGAGCCAGUCCUGAGAUGAGUGACCGAAUACAGCAAUUGGAGAGAGAGAUUAGUAGGUACAAAGAUGAAUCCAACAAGGCCCAGGCAGAAGUUGAUCGCCUCUUAGAAAUCUUGAAGGAGGUGGAAAAUGAGAAGAAUGAUAAAGAUAAGAAGAUAGCUGAGCUGGAAAGUCUCACCUCAAGGCAAGUGAAAGACCAGAAUAAGAAGUUAGCAAAUCUGAAGCACAAGGAACAGGUGGAAAAAAAGAAGAGUGCACAGAUGCUAGAGGAGGCUCGGCGGAGGGAGGACAAUCUCAAUGACAGCUCUCAACAACUACAGGACAAUCUCCGUAAGAAGGAUGACAGGAUUGAAGAGCUGGAAGAAGCACUAAGAGAAAGUGUACAAAUAACUGCAGAGCGCGAAAUGGUGCUAGCACAAGAGGAAUCAGCCAGGACCAAUGCUGAAAAACAGGUGGAGGAGUUACUGAUGGCCAUGGAGAAGGUAAAGCAGGAACUUGAGUCCAUGAAAGCAAAGCUGUCCUCCACCCAACAAUCACUGGCAGAAAAGGAAACUCAUUUGACCAAUCUACGAGCAGAGAGGAGGAAACAUUUAGAGGAAGUUCUGGAGAUGAAGCAAGAAGCUCUUCUAGCUGCCAUUAGUGAAAAAGAUGCCAAUAUAGCUCUUUUAGAGCUUUCGUCCUCUAAGAAAAAGACUCAAGAGGAAGUGGCUGCACUAAAACGGGAGAAGGAUCGCCUGGUGCAACAGCUCAAACAACAGACACAAAAUCGAAUGAAGCUAAUGGCCGACAAUUACGAGGAUGACCACUUCAAAUCCUCCCAUUCCAAUCAAACCAACCAUAAACCCUCCCCAGACCAGAUCAUCCAACCCCUCUUAGAACUUGACCAAAAUAGAAGCAAAUUAAAGUUGUAUAUUGGACACCUGACAGCCCUCUGCCAUGAUCGAGACCCCCUGAUCCUUCGUGGUCUCACCCCACCAGCUUCCUAUAACUUGGACGAUGACCAGGCAGCUUGGGAGAAUGAGCUGCAGAAGAUGACCCAUGAUCAGCUUCGGAAUGAGUUAGAAAAAGGUGAGCGGGACAAUGCAGAGCUGCAGGAGUUUGCCAAUGCCAUCCUCCAGCAGAUAGCAGAUCAUUGCCCGGACAUCCUGGAGCAGGUUGUCAACGCAUUAGAAGAGUCAUCCUGACCCUGUGUUACGGGGAGCAGCGAACCCAGCAGCCUGAUAUGGCCGAUUCAGGAGCCAAGAAAGGAGCAGUACAAGGAAACUUCUUGGCAACAAACCAACACUACAAACUCCAUCCUACCUUGCUCAGCUCUUCAAGUGUGAUUCCAGCACCAUUUCUACUAAUUUAAUGCUGUCUGUCAUCUUACUCUGCCUGUCUGCUUUGGAUGUCAUAUGUCUACACUAAUUUUCUUGAUGUCCAGGGUGGGAAAGCUGCUGAGUCUCUGUGAAGGACUGCCAUCCCGUCAUCAGCAGUAGAGAACUGUGGAAGCUGGUGACUCUGUCCUUACAGAGGGACAUGGAGCAGAGCAUCCUCUUACCUUUGUCCUGUGACAUGAGAACCAAAUCUGGACUCCAAGUUCACCAUAUUGAGAGAAUGUCUCACAGUGGACCAAAGAGUUUAGUGUUCUAACAUCACAACAGGUGCUUCUUCCUAAAAGGGUAAAAAAAAAUCUCAAAAAGAGAGAGUAUUAGAAAAAGAUGGGGAAAAAGAGAGAACAGAAACAAAGAGAAAACCAAUUCUUUUUACUGUCCCAUUUGCUUCCUUUUCAUGUGUAAUGUUUUAUUCAGGGGAGUACAGGCAAGCCUCAUGAUGUCUUAGCAAAUACUAAUAUCCCAAGUUUUGAGUCUUCACCCCAGCCCUGACUUUCCAUAUCAUGAGCCCAACCUUCCUGGCUCAUGAUAUGGAAAGAUGUCUCCCUAGUCUCUCUUGUUUAGGACCUUUGACCUUAUUGUACUUAAGUUUGUCAGAUAAAAUCUCUAAUUGAAAAAAGAGAAGAGGGAUUGACACACGAGGCACUGUAGCAUCUCCUGCAUCCUAUGGAAGACAAGAAGGCUGCCUCCCCUCCCACCACCCAAGCUCCCAGCUCAUGCUGCCCAGUGGUUGCCACAAUUUUUACUCCACCUCCCACCCCAUGAGCUUCAUUCUUCACUUGCACUCCUAGACACACAGCCUUGUGCAUUGCCUGGAACCUUCUGGCUCAGUGAGUGUUCCUUAUCCCAUACACAUUCCUUCCCCCUUUCAAAGAAUACUUAUGAACUGCCUGCUCUGUGCAAGUCAUGUGCUACCACCAUCCUAGAAAAAGUCUCCUUGCAGUGAGGAACAGGUGUGGUGGAUUUUAUGAGACCUACCAGGUGGUUAAGACAAAGCUGUAAAAAGCAUACCCCUCCCCUCCCCUGCCUAAUAGCAGUUCUCUUUUUAAGAAAAGCCUUUCACCAAUUAACAUUUCUUAUUAUAGUGGAAUUAAUGGGUUUGAGAAGGCUGAGUCACCUAUUGCCUGCAGGAUCCCGUUUAGUAAUUCAGGAUUUUGGUUGUUGUUGUUGUUGUUGUUACCCUGAAAGAGUUUACUCAUUACGGGGCUAUGAUUACCCACUUGCAGAUAGUAUUUUCUCACCACAUCUGCAUGUACCUUGUAGAACUUGGCAAGCUCCAUGUUGCAACUCAGAAAGUUGACCCAAGAGUUGCAAAUCCAGUUAAAAGUAUUGGCAUUGUGAAGGGUGUUUUUCCUAAGCAUAGACAAUUACAGUGGCAAAUAAUAAGGCACCAAAAAAUAGGCCACUUAACCCAAAUCCAGCCCUCUGGCCAUCUCUACCACCAGCCUCCCAACAGACACUUAACAUCUUCUGAUAAGAGUUGCUGGGCUAAAUGUUUUUAUCUUGCAUUUUCUCCUCUCCCCUUCCCCCAGUUACUCACCCAAAGAAUUUAAUGCUGCCUAUAAACUCAUCACAGCCAUCAACCCAGUAUCUUCCCCCCACAGCCCUUGACUAUCCCAUUAACUUAUAUGGUCAAGUCUCCAGCUGCCCUAUUCCCAGCUGUAAAACAAUCCCUUUCCCUGUGGGAAGCUGUGGAGUGUUCCUUACGGAAGGUUUAAAUGGACUCUGCUCAUAAACCUCUUACUGAGAUGCUUCCUGAUAGGGAGGCCAGCCAGGGGUGGGUACAGGGGUUAGGAAGUAAGUGGUGGUUGUUUGUGGUCAAUUACCUCAAUUCCAUUUAUUUAUUGCACGCACCAUAAAUCAUGUAGAAAGCCUCUCCAGUAUUUCAGGGCUGGGUAUUAGAAUCUCAUACCACCCACCAUAAUGCAGAGGACUGAGGUAUGCGAACACCCUUCUCAGGACCACAGCAGAACAACAAAGUGGCCAGACCUGGCCUGCUCUUCUCUGACUGGCCUGGAUAGGGAAGGCAUCAGGCAGGUUUCCCUGGACUCCCCCCACUUGGCCACUAUCCUCAAAUACAAUCCCUGCCACUCUUGUCCCCUUGGCAUGUGACUCCAACUGCACCUCCUUUCCUCUCCUCAUUUCAGCCCUACCCAUGGCUUUCUCUCCCCCCCAAAAAUUAUGGAAGCCCUCUCUGAGAGGUGUUUCUGAGAAGAAAAAUUUCUGGGACAGACAUCUGUCUGGUCUCCAUGAACCUAGCGAGGAUUCUCCUUGAUCCUUCUUAGGUGGUGAUCCUGGUAUUCUCAAAUGAUUCUAGAUGAAAGCAGGCUCUGGAUAAAGUGUAAUAGUGAAUGUGACCUGCCCUUAUAUUGUAGGGGCAAAGUUAAUACACUUCCUAGCAUUUUGAGAAUCUUAGUGACCUUAGCUCAUUGAUUGAGGCAACAUUUACUAAAUACAAAACUUCCAUCACACUAGGACUUGUCAUUCCAUGACUGUUUUCUGGUAUUCACAAGGUCACUCAACUGCUACUGAAGUGAAGAUCUGUGACUUUGAAAACUCACUGCAGAUUGCCUGUAAUGUUCUCCAAACUCAUCUGUUCCGUUGGCACCUAAGAUCGGUGCCCCAAAUCACAAAGGGGACAAUAAGAAGAGGAGUGGGUGGAAUCCCACCUGGGGCUCAUAACUAAAGAAAUGCAGUGUGAGUUUCUCAUCUUUUCAUGUACUGCUAUCCCAGGUUCUCUUUGAGUUAUUGAUGAAGUAUCUGAAUUGAGAUUUGCAAGACUUGGAUACUAUUUGCAAUGGAAAUGUUUUUAAAUGGGCUUUAACAUAUUAAAAAAUGUGAAUGGGAAUCCCUAAAUCCAUCUCAGCUCUAACAUUUGACCUUACACCUAAAGAAGAUCUAAGAGCUUCUCUUUCUUAUUUUUGGCUUUAGAAAUCUUAGUAAAGCAGAGUGGACCCCAGGCCAUCUUCAGUGUUAAUGGUGGUGAUGUGACUCGCCAUUUUUUGUCAGUAUAUAGUUUUCCAUGAAGGGCCCUUUGGCUUACCCACUCCCCAGAGAGAAGACGAAGGAGAAGUCAAUAUAGACAAAGUCUGAAGCGGCUGCUGAACUAAUCGCUCCCCUGUUGAUGGUCAGGAUUGGCAUUUGGAUUUGCUGCUAGAGCAUCCUGCCAAUUCCAAAAUCAUCAUGCCCUCCUGUGCAGCCGUUACUUAAGCACUGGGUCUCAUGGCUCCCUUUGAGGAAAAAGCCAAGUGAGGACUAUGUCCCCACUAGAAUGUGAUGUGCACAUAGCAUCUCCCAAGUCCCAGCGGGACCUAGUGUCAGCAAUAUCAGUAACAUGCAUGUCUGCCUCUGCAGCUUCGUCUCCCACCUGCAGGAGUCAGAACGUUGGCAAGGGCAUGAGGACAGAGCAGACCACAGUGCAGCAGGCUUCCCUCACAAUGCCUGCGAGGCCAGCCCACCGUCACUGCCAGGUCCUGGGCGUCUCAGGACAGGGACUUGAAUCAUUCAAAGAAAUGUUUUAAAAAGAAUCGGGUGUCCCCCCCCCCAUGUGAACUAAGGGAUUCUUUAGGCAAGAAAAUACAUAAAUUACAGGGAAAUCCUUCUGAACAAAAUGGCUGUCUUUACCUACUCUUUUUAAGCAAAUACUGUUUCCAAACUUUUUAGUGUCAAAACUGUAACCAAGUGUCUCCUGAUUUUUUCCAAUGUAUUUGGCGAGUGCUGUGACCCUGUUGUAGGUAUGCAUUUCUCCCUCUGACUCUUCUAGGGGAGAGGUGGUUUUAGGGAUUGAUUUGGAGGAAGUGGAUUUUUGUCCCAUCCCACCUCCUCUUUUGUUUCUCUGCUUGUCGAUAUUGUCUGUGUGAUUCACAGAAUUGGGGCAGUUACAUUGUGUCCAUUGUUGAGAUUACAAAAUUUUAAAAAGUAGUUGUAGAACUGAAAAAAGGAGCUGUGUUUUAAAAAAUGCAAAUCAAUGUCAUGUUAAAAAAGGAAUUCAAGCUAUGGGGCAGCCAAACUCCUCUCCCUCCUCCCAAGUUGGCUUAGGUGGAAGCUCGGCUAGCCUCUUGGGAAACACAACGACCACACUCCAGGCGAGUGACUGCCUGGGUGAAAGAGACAGCUGGUGAAUAAAAGGAAUGAGAAUAUGGGGGCUCAGAGAGUCCCGGUUGCACCGGGGUUUUCCUAUACAUCCUCAGGACCUCUAGGUAGAGGCCUCAAGUUUUGUGACCCCAGAACUACCCUUACCCCCACAUUGGUCCCAGUCCAGUGUGCCUAAUACCAUGUGGUAACCUGGGCUUGACUUGGAGGCCCCACACCUGGCAGCAGCCUGCCCAGACCACAGAACCUCUCUCCUGCCCACUUGGUGCUAUAUCACCCAGUGACCCAUCCAGUAUGGGCCAGGCACUGGCCAGCCUAGAGCCUGCAAUCCGGGUGGAAUGAAUUGUACUCAGUUCUCAGUUCCUAUGGGCUUCAGUCCCUAGAUUCUUUCCUUUUCUUAGACCCCAAAUCUCCCAGGCCCGAAAUCUCUCCCAUGGCCCCAGAGAUGCCAUGCCCAAGAAAGGAAGGGACCAUGAGGAAGCCACAGAAUCCAGCCCUGGGCCUGAGCAUGCACUCUGGGCCCAGCCCUGCUCUCCCCACCACACCAGUAUUGCAUUCAUCCUCUAAUGCCGCUAGACCUACCUGAAGGCAACACACCACCCCUUCUGGCUAGCUGGCCCCACUGCAGGCCCAGCCCAGGAACCUGCCGAGCACCUCGGGAAGUCCAGGAUGGGGCCUUGGGGGUCACCCUGGGAUUCAUUCCCCCCUGCUUCAGAAGAGAAGGGUUGCACUUUAGCGGAGUUGCUGAGGAGCACUGGGCACUGCCUCCUUGUAGCUUGAGUUCCUUCUGGUAGCAGUAGCAGCCCACGUGGUGGUACCCGUGAGGCACAUGCACCGCUGCCUUCAACUGUGUGUGUGUGUCCUUGCUGGAGUCAUGUUACUGACAGGAUAAUGACAUUACAAAGAAAUGUGUUAUAUUCAACUUUGCCUUGAUAAUUAUUGUAAACACUUCGUUCAUUUUUUCUUUUUUAUUCACAAACUAAAUCCAUCAGGAAAUUAUAA